Molecule: messenger RNA, 1452 nt
Organism: Fusarium mangiferae
Lineage: Eukaryota; Fungi; Ascomycota; Sordariomycetes; Hypocreales; Nectriaceae
Exons: 4
Coding region: 1-1452 (483 amino acids)
Source: RefSeq, a predicted model, not a curated record
AUGGAGAUAAUACCCGUUUCGUGGAGCGACCAGCCCAACCCGAUCCCCAAUCUCCGCACCCGAACAUUCUUCAUCACAGACCAUCCUCUCGACGAGCAGGCCCUGAAAACAGGUCUAGAUAAGCUGAUCAGAAAUCAUUGGCGGAAACUUGGGGCGCGUAUUUUCCCAUCUCGCGGCGAUACACGCCUGGAGUAUCAUUUACCGCAUGUCUUUUCAGAUGACUACGAGCUCUUCAAAUGGUCAUCCGUCAGCGCUGGUUACUCUUAUGGUGAGACAUAUGAAUUAUCAAAGAUUCUACAUCCAGGCGAUGGUGUAGCCUUUUUACCAGAUAUGGAGACGAUUGACGCCCGGUUGAGGCCCAAGGACUGGCCAUAUGAACGAAAAGACGAGCCGCCUAAUUCGCCGUUGUUGUAUGUCCACUUAACCAAGUUUUCGGAUGGAGCAGCUCUCGCGAUGAGUGUACCGCAUGUCUUUGCUGACCAGGGCGGCUUGGCCAAUAUCAUCAAGGCAUGGCUUGCUGUCAUCGAUGGGAAAACGCCGCCAGAGAUGACCGGGUACAAGGAUGAUGUGCUGGGAAGUGAAAAGCUCUCCAACAUCGAAGCUGGCCGGGGUGAUCGGAUCGGACGGAUGCGUAUACGCAGCAUCAAGGAUCAGGCGUUGGUGAUUGGAAGAAUUGCUCUCGACUUGUGGAAAGACAAGAAAGAGGAGUCUAGACUCGUUUUUCUACCAAUACAGGUAGUGCAAAAUUUGAGAGACAAGGCGAGAGAACGUUUGGAUGGUAAGCAUGUUUUGGCGAGUGAGAUCAGCAACGGUGAUAUCAUUACUGCCAUCUUCACAAAGCUUGCCAGGAUCAACUGCGAAAUCAAGUACGACGUUUCGCUUUCCUCAACCAUCAACUUACGAGACCGUAUCCCCGAACUUCAAGGCGAGAAAGGCGAAGGGUUUGUUCACAAUGCGGUCCACUACGCAACAGCCAACUUCGCUAUCAAGCCAUCAACAGAGCUAGACGAGAUUGCGCUUCAGAACCGAAUAGCCGUUAACAAAGCACUCGAGGAAUCGGAUAUCAAAGCUGGAGUUAGCACUCUCCGAGAACUCGCCAAGGCGAAUCAGGUCAUGCUUAUCUGCGAACCUCACCAUAAGCUCUAUAGCUCUUCGAAUUGGAGUGGUUCAUGGCAGGGCAUUGACUUCACCAAGGCUGCGCCAAAGUCCUAUGACUUGUCGAGCCAUAGGAAAGAGAUGGUUGUUCUUGGACAGAGCAAGACGCUUAAGGCGCCGUUGAGAUAUCGUGCUGUGAUCAUGUGUCGAACGAGUGAAGGCUUCUGGUGCGACUUUGCAGCUCCAGUUAAAACAAUGGCUUUGGUAGAGAAGUUCUUUGGGUGGGAUCCUUCGUUGGGAAUCCUGCUGGAGGAGAUGGAUACUUAUGGCACUUCCCAGAGUCGACGAGCAUCUUAG